AUGAUGGACCAACAAAGAGCAUGGAUUAAAAAAAAUCAAGAGCAUGGAUUACUAUUUCCCUCUUUUUUAUUUAGGUUUGUCAUUAUAUUCUUUGUAGUCCUUUGUAAUUAAGGAUAAAAUGAUGAGCAGGAUGGACCCAAUUUAUUUUAUUUUUUAUUUUAGUUAAAUGAUUUAUUAUUUCUAGCAUUAAGAUGAGGAUUUCUCUGUGUGAAAUCUAUAGAGUUUAUAUGUUUAGAUUAUUAUUUAGUUUUAUGCUGAGAACCAUAAACCUAUAGAGUUGCUAUGUUUAGAUUAUUAUUUCUAGCAUUAUUUAGUUCUUAUCUACAUUAUCUACAUUUAAGUUGUAUGCUGAGAACCAUAAAUCAAAGAUUGUCUGUAUUUUAGAACCUAGAAUUAGUGGGGUGGAUGUCAUCUCUGACUCUAUGUCAUUAAGCAAAUGGAGUUUGAUACCUGUGAAGUUUCGGAUGCCUCUGGCUUCAGUGGAGGAAUUUUGGUCCUCUGGAAUGGUAGCUUGAUGAAGAUGGAGGAUGUGGAUAGACAUAGGCAGUUCCUUAAUCUCAAGUUCCUCCUAGCUAACAAUGACAGAUUUCAACUGACGGCGGUGUAUGCUAGCCCUAACGAGCAUUAGUGGGGGGAAUUAUGGAAUGCAAUGAGAAGAAUGGAGAGAAGUACCCAACUGCCUUGGCUAAUCACAGGGGACUUACUCCAUUUCCAUAUCGUGGGAAAAGCAAGGAGGAGUUGGGUUUAACUUUGCUAGAGCUUUCAACAGUUAUAUUAAAGACUAUGGGCUGAAGUUCACAUGGUUCACUAAAGGUUCAAGGAGAAAAAGGAGGUUGGAUCGAAGUCUCUGUAACUUGGAAAGGCAGCAGCAGUUCCCUCUGUCACUGUAUUAUGAAUGAGGUGUAUCUAGGAAACUAGAAACCUGUUUCCCGCUACCUAGGAGGGCCUGCCCUCACCCAUCUCUUUUUCGUAGACGAUCUUGUUUUGUUUGCUGAAGCCACUCCGCAACAGGCAGACGUUGUGCUUAAUUGUCUUGAGUCCUUCUUUUUGGCCUCUGGAGAAGUUGUGAGCAAAUAAAAUCUAGAGUUUUCUUCUCCAAAAACAUUAAGAAUCAAACCAGAGGUGAUGUGUGUAGUAAGCUAGACAUCCAAGCAACUUGCGACCUGGGUAGAUACUUAGGAGUACCUGUUUUGCAUGGGAGAAUGACUAAACUUACUUACAAAUAUGUGAUUGAUAUAAUGGAUCAGAAGUUAUCUAGUUGGAAAGCCAAAAAUCUCUCAUUGGCUGGGUGAGUGACUCUAGCCCUCUCGGUUCUGAAUGUUUUGCCAAAUUAUGUCAUGCAAACAACCCUCUUACCUAUGUCUAUCUGUGAUACCAUAGACAUAGAGGUGAGGAGUUUUGUCUGGGGUGCAGGGGAUGGGAAACAAAAGCCCCACUUUGUCUCUUGGGAGAAAAUUUGUAAACCAAAGGAACAUGGGGGUCUUGGGCUAAAAUCUACUCAUUGUAUGAGGCUUACAUGGUUAAGCUAGGUUAGCAUAUGCUUAAAAAUGAAUCUGAUAUGUGCGUUCAGGUACUCUAAAGCAAGUACUUCAAGCAUAAAGAUGGCAAAAUCACAACCAUGAAGAAGAGCAACCACUCCAGCUUGUGGCGUGCCAUUGUGAAGGGGAUGAACAAAAUGAAAGAGGCCACAUGCUGGAGCGUUAGAGAUGGGAGAACAACCAUGUUCUGGUCACAACCUUGGAUCGAGUGUGACCUCAGAUUGGAGGAGUUUGCACUUGUGGACACAUCCAAUUAUGAGAGGGACUCAAUGGUUGCGGAAUGGACCACAAAGGAUGACCAGUGGGACUGGAAAAAGCUGGAGGAAGUCCUCCCGACUGAUAUUUUGUCUGUGAUUGCAGGGAUGGAAGCACCCAAACCUGAUCUGGGUGAAGACAUUACCAUCUGGGGGCUGGAAAGGGACAUGAAGUUUAGGCUGAAAUCAGCUUACAAACUUGUGACUAAGGAUGAUGAGCUCUCCCAUAACCAUCCCUAGAAAGAACUCUGGAAAUGAAAAGGUCCAAGUAGAAUCAAACAUUUCUUGUGGUUGGUGCUUCAUGAUCGCCUGUUCACCAACAAGGAACGAUCUAGAGGAGGAACGACAAAUGAUAUGUCUUGCAAUCAUUGUAAAACGACAGAAGAGUCCAUUGACCACAUCCUGAGAAGCUGCCAGAAAGCGAGGACUGUUUGGGGACUCAUGCAAAGCAAGCUUGCUGAGAAAAACUUCACCCCUACCAUUUGAAGAAUGGCUGAUGGCUAAUCUAAAGAAUGAAGGGACAAGAGUGGAGUUUGUCAUUGUCUGUUGGCACCUGCGAAAACAGAGAAAUGAGGAGGUGCUGGAUGGACGAUCUUUCUUGAAGGAUGGAAUGAUUGCCAGAAUUAAUGCUUGGUUCAGCAUCAUCUAGCAAUCUCACUGCAAUACUAAGAAGAUUGCCAACCAGAACCAGGGUGAAUGUACCACCACGCAGGUGGGGUGGAAGCCGCCAAAAGAGGGCUGGGUGCAAGUUCAGACAGAUGGCUUUGUUAGAACGUCAACUGGGAAAGCUGCUGCGGGUGGAUUGAUUUGGGACCAUCUUGGCAGUUGCAAAGAAGUGUUCACCUGCAACCUGGGAUUUUGCUCCAUCACGGCUGCAUAGCUAAAGGGUGCUGCAGAAGGGCUGAAGAUUGCCCGGGGAAAAUAAGGUGAAUAUGUUGCUGGACUCAACUACGGUGAUAGCAUCAUCAAAGGAGAUUCAAACGACAACCAUCACCAUGGAAACAUCACAAAGCAACUGAAGAGUCUGCUGAACCUUGAAUGGGAAGUUACCGUUUCCCAUGUGCUUAGAGAAGCAAAUUGUGCAGCUGAUUUUCUUGCAAGUAAAGGUCAUGACUGUAAUUUUGGAACACAUCUCUUCGAUGUAUGCGACAUUGGCCUUGGCCAAUGGUUUCGCUAUGAUGUAAUGGGUGUAUCCCAAGAACGUUCUAUUAUUAAUACGAGUUAGACGUUAAUACGCCAAUCUUUCUACAAAAAAAAGAUAAGGUUCGAUUUAAUUCAAUUUGGUGUAGCUCAUUAUUAGUUAUCUACUGUUAUCCGUCGCAAAAUGUGAGCCAAUUACCUAUGAUUUGUGCUUUACUUGAUAAACAAGUAUGGAAUCUAAUGUAAAACACAUACACUUUAGCGAUACCCUUACUCAAGGCAAAGUAUCAUCCAAAUUAUCAUAUCCUAACAACAUAAGAGGGGAAUGAUACAAGAUACCUAUGAUAGAUAACUAAGAAUGUGGUUAAGUCUAGCCUCUGAUGCUAAAUUGGAGAUGGCGAGCAGGCAACAAUAUGGUGGGACAAAUGGAGAUUAGACUCACCAACUUUCCAAGUAGAAUCUGUAGUAACAGCUCUCAGGGAUGCAAGCAAAAGGUAUCUCGCGUAAUUGAAACAUGAAUGAGAACAUGGCUAAAGGAACCCAUACAAAAUAACUUCGACCCAGUGAUGUGAAGGAUGAGAAUACUAAGGACCCCACUCCCAAAAAUAUCAACCAUUAUAAGUAGGUUAAGGUCUGGAAAAUAUAGUGUCAAAUACGGG
This is a messenger RNA of Linum trigynum, 3591 nucleotides long. Lineage: Eukaryota; Viridiplantae; Streptophyta; Magnoliopsida; Malpighiales; Linaceae. The record is from the annotation of a GenBank genome assembly.